This is a messenger RNA of Eleginops maclovinus (Patagonian blennie), 4387 nucleotides long. It is a transcript of the gene atl1, whose product is annotated as atlastin GTPase 1. The transcript is spliced from 14 exons. NCBI's taxonomy places the organism in Eukaryota, Metazoa, Chordata, Actinopteri, Perciformes, Eleginopidae. Gene Ontology annotation, molecular function: GTPase activity; GTP binding. The record is from RefSeq and is a predicted model, not a curated record. Bases 94 to 1779 code for a protein of 561 amino acids. Gene Ontology annotation, biological process: endoplasmic reticulum organization; protein homooligomerization.
ACACACACACACACACACACACACACACACACACACACACACACACACACACACACACACACACACACACACAGGGAUAUACAGGACGGAAACAUGGCCAAACACCGCAAAGAGAGAGACAGCUGGGGGUCCCUGAGCGACAAGCCGGUGUACGACUGGAGCUCGGAGGAAGAGGAACCGGACGGACGGGCCCGGCCGGUGCAGGUCCUGCUGGUGAAGGAUGACCACACCUUCGAGCUGGACGAGGCGGCGCUGAGCCGGAUCCUGCUGAGCGCCGAGGUCCGUGACCGGGAGGUGGUCGCCAUCUCUGUGGCCGGAGCCUUCCGGAAGGGCAAGUCCUUCCUCAUGGACUUCAUGCUGCGCUACAUGUACAACAACGCGUCGGAGGGCUGGCUGGGCGUUGCAGACGAGCCUCUGACCGGCUUUUCCUGGAGGGGGGGAUCCGAGAGAGAGACCACCGGGAUCCAAAUCUGGAGCGAAGUCUUCCUGGUGGACAAACCGGACGGCACCAAGGUGGCGGUUCUGCUGAUGGACACUCAGGGAACGUUUGACAGCCAGUCGACUCUGAGAGACUCGGCCACCGUGUUCGCUCUGAGCACCAUGAUCAGCUCCAUGCAGGUUUACAACAUCUCACAAAAUGUACAAGAGGACGACCUUCAGCACCUGCAGCUCUUCACUGAGUACGGCAGACUAGCAAUGGAGGAGACGUUCCUCAAACCCUUUCAGUCCAUGAUCUUCCUGGUCCGAGACUGGAGCUUUCCCUACGAGUUUCCCUACGGACAGGAGGGAGGCAUGAAGUUCCUGGAGAAGAGACUGAAGAUCUCAGAGAACCAGCACGAGGAGCUGCAGAACGUCCGGAAGCACAUCCACUCCUGCUUCACCAACAUCUCCUGCUUCCUGAUGCCUCACCCCGGACUCAAGGUGGCCACCAACCCCAACUUCGACGGCAGGAUUAAAGAGAUCGACGGGGAGUUCAUCAACAACCUGAAGGUCCUGGUGCCGUGGCUCCUCAGUCCUCAGAACAUCGACGUGAAGGAAAUCAACGGCAGCAAGAUCACCUGCAGAGGUCUGCUGGAGUACUUCAAGGCGUACAUUAAGAUUUACCAAGGUGAGGAGCUGCCACAUCCAAAGUCCAUGCUGCAGGCCACAGCAGAGGCCAAUAAUCUGGCCGCCGUCGCUGCUGCAAAGGAUCUGUACAACAAGAAGAUGGAGCAGGUGUGCGGUGGGGAUCGGCCCUUCCUGGCCCCCAGCGAGCUGCAGGCGCGGCACGGGGCCAUCAGGGAGGAGGCGCUGCAGGUGUUCAAGGGUGUGAAGAAGAUGGGGGGCGAGGAGUUCAGCCGGCGCUACCUGCAGCAGCUGGAGACCGAGGUGGACGAGGUGUUCGUCCAGUACAUCAAGCACAACGACUCCAAGAACAUUUUCCACGCCGCUCGCACCCCCGCCACCCUCUUCGUGGUCAUCUUCAUCAUGUACGUGGCCGCCGGCAUCACGGGCUUCGUGGGCGUGGAUGUCAUCGCCAGCCUGUGCAACAUGGUGCUGGGCCUGGCGCUCAUCACGCUCUGCACCUGGGCCUACAUCCGAUACUCUGGGGAGUACCGUGAGCUGGGGGCCGUCAUCGACCAGGUGGCCGGGGCCCUGUGGGACCAGGGGAGCACAAAUGAGGCUCUCUACAAGCUGUACAACGUAGCAGCCAAUCACAGGCACCUUUACCACCACGCCUUCCCCGGUGGGCCUGAGGUGGACGAGGCUGCAGAGGAGCCGGACAGGAAGAGGAACUGAUCACUGAGACAGCAGGGACUCCAUCAGACACUCUUUUACUCUGGUGUCGGCCCACCAGUAUAUCCACUACUUAAAGCUAAUAAGGGACUGUGUAUUGUUCAUGUAAAGGCAGAGCAUCUCUUCAGUGGCGCCUGGAGCUCAUCUUCGUCUCUUUUGUCCAUUAAAUAUCACCUGUACAGAAGCUCCAGGAUCUCCUCGGCAUAUUCGACCUCCAACAAAGUGACUUAAAAUGACUACAUUGUGACUUAUAACGACCGCAAAAGGCAAAUUGACAGCAAAGUGACAUACAAAGAUUACCAAAAGGCUUAAAAUGACCACGAAAUGACAACAAAGUGACUCAACAGGACUACAAAGAGACGUUAAUGACCACUUUAAGACCCAAAAUCUCUGCAGAGUGACUUCAAAUGACUACAAAAAGACAAAUUGCCAAGAAAGUAACAUCAAAUGAUUACCUUAAAGGAUUAAAAUGACCACAAAAGGACUAAAGGUUAUUCAAUAAGACUACAAAGAGACACAAAAUACCCAGUCAAUGACAUAAAAAGACUAAAAGACACACAAAAUGCAUAAUUGAUAUCAUAUAUGGACUACAAAGUCAAUGAAAAUGACUACAAAUUGAUUCAAAAUGACUAAGUAGUGACUUAAAAUGACAACAAAAACACAAAUUGACUUCAAAGUACCACACAAUUAUUAAAAUGACCACAAAAUGACAAGAAAGUGACUCCAAAUGUCUACAAAUGGACUUAAAAUGACUACAAUUAGACAGAAAAUGAUCACAAGAAGACUCAAAGUGACUAUUAAGAUACAAGGGUGGUCCUUCACUUGUCUGAGCCCAGGAGCCCCUGCCUCCACUCUGUCGUUGAUCUCCUAUCCAACACGUUUUUUCCUCCGUCACAACGCUGGUUUUCAGAGUAAACUCAGAUGUGUGAAACCCAUUCGUGCCGAUGGUUCUGUUCUUUGGAGUUUAGUGCUGUUCAUCAGAAACCAUGUGUAUGAUCUGUACUGUGUGUUUAAAAAACAACGCUCCAUCCGCAUGGUCCGUCCUCUCUGGAGCUCUGCAGCAGGUCGACUGCUCUGUUUUAAUGGUUGUGAUUCAGUGGUUUAGUGCCAUAACUACAUGUAGACAAUGGUUUCACCGCGGCACUUUCACUAUGAUUUCUGCAUCAGGGAGAAGUUUACACAUCACAUCACCAUCUGCUGUCUGUGUGUUCUCUCUAAGGCUGAGGGAAUGAGUGUGCUUUGUUUUUUAUUGGAUGUUUGAGCAAAUCUGAGGAAUGUAGCUUCACACAGCUCUUUGUUUUUUCACUUAUUCCACGUUGGUGAUGUUUUAACGGUGCGUUUACUUUGGGUUUAUACACUUAGAUGUUUAAAUCUGUCCACUUGUGAGACUUUUUGCAUAAUAUGGCAUCAGCUUCUGCAGGAAUGAGUCCUAAAACCCAGGAAUGAGUCGGCAUUCUAGCCCUUCCUGUUCUGUUUGUGUGGAAGUCAAUGGGUUUACUGAAGUAAAAGUAGAAAUACUACGGUUGUAAAAUACUCCAUUGAAAGUAAAAGUCCUAAAUUCAACGUUUUACUGAAAUAUCAGCCUCAAAAUAUAACUAAAGCAUGCAGAACUAUAUAUUUAAGUACUGUUAUUAUUACUGAAGACUUCAUGUUCACUUUGUAACGGGGGGUUUAUUUUAAGUGCUUUGUAUGCUGCUUUACCUAAAAUAAUAUAUCAAAAUGUUAACAAUCUCAAAGUACGUGUAAGUUAUUGAACAAAUUAUGAUUUUACCCCCAGACUAUUUAAAGAGCUUGUAAAAUAUAUGGUUUUAAAUUACCUUAAUCUGCAAUAUGUUAAACCAUUAGUACGUUAACAGACGUUGUACAGUACGUUAACUUAAACUACGUUGGCACAGUUUAAGUUUUUAGGUUUCAUUUUCAGCUUCUUAAGUCUGAAGAGUUGCUGCUUUAAUUUAAUUAUUCUUAAUUGAUUUCCAAAAUAAGAUCUGGUAAUUGCUGUAUUUCUUUCUGCAGAAUAAGACAUUUUUAAUUCAAUGUUCCUGAUUACAAAAUAAAUACAUUCUCAUAAAAUGUUUGAAAUGAAAUGCUAUUAAUAUACAAACUAUCUAAUAGUGUCAUUAUAUGUUGUACAUAAUAAUAUCUAUGAAACAGACUUUUCUUUGCAGACUGAUUCCUUUUACUUGUAUUUAAGGAUAUCUUCCUGACUAUACUUGAAUACUUGUAAUGGAGUAUUUUCAAUGUAGUAUUUGUACUUUAGUUUAAGUAAAGGAUUCUUCCUGCAGCACUUUUUUUUUGCAGCUUCUGCAGAAAUAUGAUAUUUCUUGUUGCACAUUCAGUCUGUUCUGACGUUUGAGUCGCAGUGUGUCACAGAAACGUCCGUCCAUCAGGAAGGUAGCAUCAGUUACUGUUGCACUUACACUCUAAAUCUGUUGAAUAUGUAUCACAACAUCUUUAUCUUGUAAUUUUAAUCAAUUCCUGAAAUCUUCUCCAGAUAGUUGUUGUGUCAGAGCACUGAAAGACAAACACCGCCACACGCUUUGUUUCUGAACACGCUCUGCAAAACAUACAAAACAAAAACAUAAAUAAUAAAGUUGGACCAAAUUAAAGAAAA